This is a messenger RNA of Adineta steineri, 7212 nucleotides long. The record is from the annotation of a GenBank genome assembly. Lineage: Eukaryota; Metazoa; Rotifera; Eurotatoria; Adinetida; Adinetidae.
AUGAGCGGAUUGAUUCACUGUGAAUUUAAACAUAUACCAUCGAAGAAAGCUGCUGAACAACUUGCUUCCAAUAUCGAAACUUUUGUAUGUCCAAACACAUUUGAUAAGAGAGGUAUAAGGAAUUGUGGAGAAAAUGGAAAUGAUAGUAUUAAGUUUACAUUGACACGUGAGGAGGCUAAUAAAGUUCGUGAUCAACUUGCACAUGUAUUAUCAAAUGAAAACUCACCUGUUUGGUUUAAUAUUCUCUCGAAUCCUCUUGAUUUACUUAUGCGACGUUCAUUAGCAACAACUUCGGCUGAUAUUUACCAGCAAGGAACAACAUUUUAUGCAUCAUGUUUAUUUGGUUCACUUCGAUCAUAUAGUCAAUUUUAUUCACAUAAUUCAUUCGAUAAUAAAAUUGUUAAACUUUCAUUUAUACCAUCAAGAUCAAUACCAGAUACUCUAUAUAUUGAAUUUGAAGAUAUACGUAUUGUUAUUCCAUUUGUUUCAAUCCAAAGAAAGAAUAUUUUAGUUAAUAAAGACAAUGCAGAAAAUGGAAUUUAUGUUUUACUUCCACUUAAAUAUGCGCCAAAUGUUUAUCGACUGGAACCAAUCAAAGGUGGAGAUAAAAGUGGUAAAAAUCUAAAUACUAAAUCAGUUAGAAUAUGUGCUGAUCAACAGAAUGUUGAGUUUGUUACAGAUAUUGGACAAUGUUCAGAUUUGGUUUUAUAUUUUAUACCACCAAAAGAAAGCGUUUGGAUGUUUCUUUCUUAUUUUUUAAUCGAUCACCCUGAACGAUAUCAUAUUAAUUUUUCUACUUUCAAAAUAUCGAAUUGGUCAACAAAAAAAAAUCAAAAUCAAACACCUGAUCCAUUUAAUUAUAGAAAUGCAUCAUUUCAAGAUCGGUAUGCUCUACAGAUGCUUAUGUCACUUGGAUUUUUAUUUCAAGAUAAAUGGGCACAAUUAACUGAUCAAGAAUUAAAUUGGAAUAAAUGGAAUAUCGAUGAACGUUAUACUCUAUGUUGUUAUGUAGUUGAACAAUUAUGUAACGAUCAUGGAUAUGAUUUAAGACGAACUGAAAAAGAUUAUAAUGAAACAAGAAAAAGAAUAGAUAGUAAUAUGGACGAACAGGCAGUAUUGGUUGGAAACAAACAACGACUUAAAGUUGCCUUUUGUACAUUAGCACCAUUAAAUAUUAUCUUUCACCCACUUGAAGUUACAACCGGAAGUCGAGCUUUAAGAAAUCCUCAAUUUGGUGGCCCAGAACGAUUUCUUCUUGUGCAUUUCCGUGACGAAGAUAAUCGACGAUUACAUGUUUCCAGUUCAAGUAUUAAGCAUAGAUUAAAAAAUGCAAUGCUCAAUGGAAUUGAAUUAUUGAAUAGAACUUUUAAAUAUAUGGGUGCAAGCACAGGUCAAAUGAAAGAAAUGUGCUUUUGGUUUAUUGAUUUACCUCCGAAUUUAAAAACUAUGAAAGACGCACAUGAUUUACUAGGAAAUUUUGAUAAAAUAAAAAAUAUUUCUACAUAUAUUGCUCGUGUUGGUCAAUACUUUUCUACCACAUGGCCGAUAGGUAUUACGUUGGUUAAAGUAGCAAACAAAAGUAAUAUACGUUCAAAUGAUACAGCAUAUUAUGUUUAUGAAGAGAACGAUAUUAAGAGAAACGAUGCCAAAGGAAUUGAAUAUUGUUUUACGGAUGGUAUUGGUAAAAUAUCAUGGGGUUUAGCUGGACGUGUAGCUCAACAAAUGCAUAUUCCUUUAUACAGCAAAGAAGAUAUUCCAUCCGCAUAUCAAAUACGCGUCGCUGGUUGUAAAGGUAUCGUGGCUAUUGAUCCAAAUUCAACACUGAAUGACUAUUAUAUUUCUGUACGUGACUCAAUGAUGAAAUUUCCAAGUGAUGAUUGGAAUUUGGAAAUAUGUGAAUUUGCUCGACCAAUGACAUUAACAUUGAACAAUCAAGUAAUUCGCCUUCUAAGUGAUUUGGGAAAUUCUGAUGAUGUAUUUAUUGCUUUUCAAAAUCGGGGAUUUACUCAAUGGGAAGUUCCUGACGAUCAACAACCGCGUGCAAUCGAUAUUGCAGUACAGAAAAAUGCUUCUUAUUCAUUAUCAAAAGAUAAUUUAAUUACAAAUCGAAUACCUAUUCCGCCAGAAGAUGGUCGAAAUUUAUUUGGUGUAGCAGACGAAACUGGCGAACUGAAAUAUGGUGAAUGCUUCAUACAAUGUUCAUCAUUAAAUGCAGCAAACAAUGGUCAACGAAAAUUUCGUGUGAUUACUGGCCCGAUUCUCGUUACAAAAAAUCCAUGUCUAUGGCCCGGUGAUUUUCGUCAAUUGCAAGCUGUUCGUAAUCGUAAACUAGAAGAAUGUAUGCGUGAUGUCAUUGUAUUUCCAAUCAAUGGCCAUCGCCCACAUCCAAAUGAAAUAGCUGGUUCCGAUUUAGAUGGUGAUAAAUAUUGGGUUUAUUGGGGUGAUCAUUUAAGAAUAGAACGGAAUGUUGAACCUUUAUCAUAUGAAGCAGCAAAAAAAACAGAAGUAUCAUUAAUUAAUCAGCAAAUCAUUGUUAAUCAUAUUGUUGAAUCAUUUGAGGCUGGAGUCAUUCUAGGCAUGAUCGCAAAUACUCAUACUGUUGUUGCAGAUAAACACGAAAAACAUUCGUUCUCUGAACCUUGUAAAAAAUUAGCUGAAUUAUUUGCUCUUGCGGUUGAUUCACCUAAAACUGGAAAAUUUGUUGCUAUAGCAGAAAUCCGACCAUUUCAAGCGAAAUAUUAUGAAAGUUGGCCAGAAUUUAUGAGAAAAACUGGUAAACCAACGUGUAACUCAAAUAGUAUCUUACAAAAACUUUUCUCAAAAGCUGUAGAAAGAUAUUAUCAAUGGCAUGAAAAGCCAAAAAUUAAUCCAUCUCCACAAAAAAUAAGAGGUAUUAACGAUGCAACAACAAUGGAAAUUCGAGAUGAAGCAUUCAAAAAUUGGCUUGAUAGAAACAGUUAUAAAGAAGCUAUGGAUCGAAAGAAGGUUCAGGAAAAAUCAGUUAAAGAGGCUGAUAAUAAUGAAUCACUAGAUAAUAGUCUACUACCUAUAUCGAAAAAAACUACUAAACGUUCUACAACAGCAACAACUGAUAACUCACAAUCGGAAACGAAAACACUCAAUAAUAGAUUAUCGAAAGAUACAUCAAAUCGACUAGAAAUACCAGUAAAACCAAAACUUGCAACAAAUCAAAAAACAAAAGACAUUGCUGAACACCAAUGCGGAGACAAACUGGGUAUACACAUACAUACAUCUCAACAUGCUGAAGCAUCAAAACAAAUAGAUAUCACGUCUUCAACACCGUCCGUUAAGCGAAAAGUUUUACCUCAAUCUGCAAAGGAACCAAUACAAGAGAUAAUUGAAUUGAAUGGUGCUCAGUGUAAUUUUCUUGAAUUUUUUGGCGACAAAAUUCUCAGUACUAUUCGCAACAAACCAGGUAUUAAGGAUGUGAAAAUCAAAGAUGGUAAACUUCACUUGAUAGGUGAUAGUUUAGUAAUUUCAAAUACGGAAUAUUAUCUAAAAGAAACACUUCAUGAGCAAUAUGUGACGAUCCCCUGUAAUAUGAAGAAAUAUUUACAGACAAAAUGCCAACGACCUUUAUUGAAGCGUUUUUCACAGAAAUAUUCUGUGGGAAUUUCUUUUCGUCAAACAUCAACAAACACUUCUGUAGAUACGAUUCGUGUUUAUAAUCAAAACGAUAAUGAUCGCGACGAAAAUCACUCCGAAGACAACGAUGAUGAUGAUGAUGAUGAUGAUGCCGCAAGUGAAAGUUCGAAUGCCUCAUCAAGUACAACAACUAAACCUGACAAUUUUAGGCCCAAUGGUAUUUGCGCUCGCAAAUUUAAACAAGUGACAUUAUGUAGUGAUUCAAAAGAGUUAUUAUCCAAAGCUACAAAAGAAUUAAAAAAUUAUUCUUUAAACAGACAAGCAUGGGCAUUGUCACAAGAUGAAAUUACUUGGAUUUUAAGUCAAUCACGAAAUGAGAAACCUUCUCCUCAAAAGUAUAAUCCAAUUCGUGAACAAUGUUUUCGAAUUAAAAACUAUCUCACUAGUCUUACUCAGUCUGAUACAAAUUCUAUCGUACGAAUUUUUAUAAAUUAUACAAAUGGUGUAUGGCAUGUCAACGUAACAGGAUUUCAAAAUCACGUCAAAAAUGCUGUGCCGAAAAUAAAAAACUGGCUAGAUGAUAAUGUUAAGGCUGAAAUACAACUUCCUAUAUCAAAAGUAAUGGCAAUUUUCCUUCGAACAAAAGCUUCAUCGGAUAUUAAAAAACUAGAAAAAACUCAUUGUAUAAAGAUAACAAUUCCAUUUUCAUCGUCUUCUCGUAAACAUAAAGAUGAUCAACAAGAUGAUAGUGAUCAUGGUUAUUUAAAACUAACUGGUUCUACCUCACGCAUUAGUCUUGCUCAAACACAUGUUGAAGAUUUUCUUGAAAAUUUAUUUGAAAAACAAAAACAUUUUCCUUGUCAGACUUGGGAUGUUUCAAGGAACAUUUGUUCUAUUAUUUGUAUGCGUCUACAAAAAUUUCAAGAUUCACCUGAUUGUGAAGCAAUAGGGUGGAUCAAAACCUAUGCAACAGUCGAAAGAAGAGAAACAACAUCAAAAAUUACUAUAUCAAUAGUUGGUUUCAAUGAAUUAGCAGUUGAUGAUGUCGUUGAACAAUGCCAGGAUAUUGUUGAAGGAUAUACGAUUUGGAAACCAUCUGGAGAAGAUUACCGAGCAAUGGUUAACGCAUUACUCGUAAAAAAAAUACCGUCACUCGAUGAAUUUUGUCGACAAUGGGAUGCUGAAAUACGAUUGGAUCGAGAUACGAGCACAGUUACUAUUCCUGCACAGUCAAAAAUGAUUGCAGAAGAAAUUAAAGAAGCACUGUUAAGUUUGAGAGAAGAAAAGAAAAUUCAAGUGGAACGUAUUUCGGAAUUCAUUCGUAUUCCAUUAAAUAUUCGUCGAUUUUUCAAUCAAAACAUCGGUUCUUUACUCGACGAAGCAAAAUGUCAAAAAAUUUUUCUCGAAUUGAAAAAUCCUCAUGGGUUAACACUACAUGGUCCUUCUGAAAUCAUCAUUGAAUUCAAACAAAAGAUCAAUCUUAUUAUUAAUAAUAUUCAAAGAAAGAUCACUACAUAUCGUAUACAAUUAUCAUCGAUCGAAUCAGAUUUUAUGCGAACUAAUGCCUAUGAACCAAUAAAACGUAUUGAACGUGAAACAAAUACUAUUAUUCGAGAUGUUAACGCUGAUAAGACUCAUUCUUCAUCCAACAAGAGUGAUGAUGAUACGAACCCGACUAUCACAAUCAUGGUAAAUAAUCGUGGUCAAACUAUUGCCGUAGAGAAAGGUGAUAUUACAAAGGCACGAAACGUUGAUGCUAUUUUAAAUGCAGCAAAUGGAUCAUUGCGUCAUGCAGGUGGUGUAGAUAAAGCGAUUGCUAAUGCUGCUGGUUCAGCAUUAGAUGAAGAAUGUAAACAAAUAAUUACUGAAAAUAAUGGCUUACCUAUUCCUGCAGGUAAAGCAGUGAAGACAACAGCUGGUCGUCUUCCUUUUAAAUGUAUUAUUCAUGCGAUUGGUCCUCAGUACAUGGAUGGAAAUCAACAAGAACGUUCAUUAUUAUUUUCUUGUAUCUUAGAAUGUUUGAAACUUGCUGAAAAUGAAGGUUGUACAAGUGUUGCUUUACCAGCAAUCAGUGAUAAAACCUAUGGUUUUCCAUUGGCUGAUUGUACGAAUAUUGUGGUGCGUGCAAUAAAACAAUUCUUUGCUGAUUAUCCACAAUCAAAGAUGAAAAAAGUUAUUUUACUAGAUAUGGAUGAUACAGCAUGUAAUUCAAUUGCACGUGAAGUUUCGAUUGAUCAUAAUAAUGCAGUUUUAGACAAUGAUGAUGCUAUUGUAGACUGUGAAUUACCUCCGUUAACGGCUGAAUGGUGUUGGCAAGAUGACAAUUAUGAACAAAUAUAUAAUGAUGAUGAUAUAUGUCAAAUCGAAAAUACAUUUCAAGAAUAUUUAAAAAAUUCUAGUUCAUCAGAAUUGACAAUUUCUGUUGAUAAUUUAGCGAGUGGUACUAUUAUUGAUUAUAACAUCCAUUUUUUUCCUGAUGUAAAGACAUUAAUAGCAAACAAUCCUAAUACACUCAAUUCUCGACUCGUAUGCGGAUUUCAAAUGAGAAAGGAUACUCGCUUUAGAAGAGAUCUUAUUCGCUAUCCAUUAGUAGUAGUGCAACAGCAACGACAAAACAAAACAAAACCUGUUUCUUAUCGUCCAAAACCAUUGGAUUCAUAUGAUCCACAAAUAACUAUUGCCAGAGAGAGUUGGGAUAUUACUGGUAUCACCAAGGCAACACUUGAACAAGCACAGAAAGCGAUUAGAUCAGCCAUCGAUUCAGCGACGAUUUCAGAAUCUUUCUCUAUAAAUUUAGACCAAAAUCUGGAUGAUCAUAGGAUGGUACUCAGUCAAAUUGUAGCUCAACAGCAUAUUAAAAUUGAUUUUCAACAAGAAUCCUCAGGACAACUAUCAAUGACAUUAAAAGGUUUCAAAACAAGUGUAUUAGAUGCAAAAUCACAAAUUGAUUUAUAUGCUGAAGAUAUUUUGAAAACACAAGUAGAAAAUGAUGAUGAAUUGCGCAUACCGAAAGCAUGGGGUGACCAAAAAGAAGGAUGCAAUUUAGUGCCUAUUUCUAAAAAUGAUCCUGAUUUUGCUAGUAUUGAAAAUCGUAUGAAAGAAACUCUGCCUAAUAUAAAAAUUGAUAAAAUCGAACGAAUACAAAAUGUACGUUUAUGGAAUCAUUACGCAUUUCGUCGUCGAGUACUUAAAAAAGAAUUACGUGUUAUGUCUAAUUCACAAAUUGAAUUGGAACUAUUUCAUGGAACAAGAAAUACACCAACUAGUACAGUUUACAAUGGCGAGUAUGGUCUUGAUAUGACGUUUAGCUCCGAUGGAUUGUGGGGAAUUGGUAUCUAUUUUGCAAAAAACGCAUCAUAUUCUUGUGGAAGCUAUGCUUAUACUUUACCAAAUGGGAAAAAGCAAGUGUUUCUUGCUCAAGUUCUAACAGGAGAUGUAUAUGAUUGCAAAAGUGAUACAUCUUUACGUCGACCUCCAAAGAAAAAUGAGAAAGCUUCAACUUUACGAUAUAAUAGUGUGUCAGGUGACACAGGAGGUAGUAAAGUUUAUAUUGUCUAUGAAAAUCGUGUGGUUUAUCCAACUUAUUUAAUUACUUUUAUUCCAUAA